Cantharellus anzutake is the source of this 716-nucleotide messenger RNA. RefSeq lists its product as uncharacterized. The coding region runs from base 238 to 519 and encodes 93 amino acids. The transcript has 2 exons. Gene Ontology annotation, biological process: signal transduction. The record is from RefSeq and is a predicted model, not a curated record. NCBI's taxonomy places the organism in Eukaryota, Fungi, Basidiomycota, Agaricomycetes, Cantharellales, Hydnaceae.
GACGGUGGCGAGCUAGAGAGGCAGAUAAACAUGUACCAGGCUGGAAAGCCGGAAGAAAAUCGUUCAUGUAUUGCUACUUGGCACUGACGAGGGUCUGAGCUCGCUGCUUGACCGCCGGGCAGCUAAGCCGCUUCUACUCCGACACAGCCUGCAUUUCUCAGGCAAAUUAGGACAUUUUACCCAGGAAGUUUAAACGACGAUGAGCGAAUCGCAUUCAAGGAGAUCACCUUCUCUAACAUGAUUCAGUCUGCCAAAGCUAUUCUGCAAGCAAUACCAAAUCUAUCAUUAUCACUUCACCCAGAUAAUAAAGAUAAAGGCCAUCGUGAAUACAUUAUGGGGCUCCCUAUGAGUGUUACCUCCUCGACAUUACCAAAGGAGAUAUAUGAGGCAAUUACGGGGCUCAGGAAGGAUCCUAAAUUUCAAGAAGCCAUGGUGCGCUGCAAUGAGCCCGAUUACUUCCACGGAUCUCUGCUUGUGACUACCUGCCGACAGGUCAAGAUAUUUUACGCUUCGGGGUGAAUCCGACCCAUUAUUUCGUCGACGUCUUGACGUAGCGGGUUAUUUCUUUGUUGCAUUAUGACCGGGUCCGUAGGGAGGACUCCAAGUCAGUUCUCCGUUGACGCCAUGCUUGUUGUUCGCCUGAAACCUGACCCCCACCCAGAGUCGAAUGGCCGAAUUGGUGGCUCUAUUUGACUCAAUAUGUAACUCCAGAUAGC